AUUGCCAUCAUCAUCAUCCUUUUUCCCUGCUACCAAAAACUCAAAUUUACCCAUCCCUGUAACCAUGUCCACUUAUUAAUAAAUAAUUUCUAAAAAGCUUUUUUUGUUUUUAUUUUCAUUUAUUACAUAUACACCUAUACAUACACACAACACACAUCCAUACAUCAUACAUAUAGAGAUAGAUACAGGGUUCCUUUAUCAUCUUCCUGACUCCACAGACUGAAAGGAGAAAUUAUGAGAGUGCGUUUUGGCUUUCAGUGAUUUUAUUCAUCUUUUUCUUUAAUUUCUUCUUAUCAUAUUUCAGAUUUGGGAGAGUUAUUAACUUUUUAUACAAAUUCUAUCACAUUUUUCUUUGAAUUUACACAAAACCCAGAUCAAUUUCAAGCACAUAUUUGAUUUGGAAGCCUCUAUUAUGAGGACAGGAUUGAGUACGAUCCAGCAAACCCUGACGCCGGAGGCGUCAACCGUGUUAAACCAGUCAAUAGCGGAAGCCGGGCGGCGAAACCACGGCCAAACGACGCCACUCCAUGUGGCGUCAACCCUCCUGGCCUCACCGACCGGCUUCCUACGCCAAGCGUGUAUACGCUCCCACCCGAAUUCAUCCCACCCACUCCAGUGCCGGGCGCUGGAGCUCUGCUUCAGCGUGGCACUAGAGCGGCUCCCGACCGCCAGCUCAUCGCCAGCAGUCACCGAGCCGCCUAUUUCCAACGCCCUGAUGGCCGCCCUUAAACGGGCGCAAGCACAUCAACGGCGUGGUUGCCCAGAGCAACAACAGCAACCGCUUUUAGCGGUUAAAGUCGAGCUAGAACAGCUUAUUAUUUCCAUACUCGAUGACCCGAGUGUUAGUCGGGUCAUGCGAGAGGCAAGCUUUUCUAGCCCCGCCGUUAAAGCGACUAUCGAACAGUCUAUGAUGAGUAGUAUCAAUGGAAAUGCCCUAAAUCCGUCAAGCCUUGGCAUCGGAUUCCGGCCAUCACCAUCACCCGCACCCGCCCCGGUUUCUCUACCCGGAAACCGGAACUUGUAUAUGAACCCACGGUUACAACAACAACAACAAGGGAGUUUUAUUCAACAACAAGGGAGUUUUAUUCAACAAAAGAAUAUUGAACCUACUGUGUCAUCUCCAAGAAAUCUUUAUCUGAAUCCACGGUUACAACAACAGCAAUAUGGGAAUCCAACUUUGAAUCAAUCAAAUCACCACAACAGGACUGAUGAUGUAAAAAGGGUAAUAGAGAUCAUGACAAAACCCAAAAAAAGGAAUCCAAUUCUAGUGGGGGAAUUGGAACCUGAAGCCAUCCGUAAAGACAUCUUGACACGAAUCGAAAACGGCGAAUUCGUAUCCGAGUUAAACAACGUUGAGGUGAUUUCAAUCGAGCAAGAGUUCGAAUCCGUAUCGGAUAAAUCGGGUAUACCGAUGAAGAUCAAGGAGUUAGGUGAAAGAAUUGGGGGUUUUGAUACUAGUAAACGGGUGAUAAUUGACCUUGCGGAUUUAAAAUGGUUGGUUGAGCAGCAAACUGUAACGGGUGGUUCUUCGAUUGGGCGCGAAUCGGUGGCGGAGAUGACGAAACUCGUGGCGAAAUUCGCCGGAAAAGUUUGUUUGUUAGGAACCGCUACUUGUGAGACUUUUUUAAGGUGUCAAGUUUAUCAUCCGUCUAUGGAAACAGAUUGGGAUUUACAUGCUGUACCUAUUACAUCAAGAUCACCGCCCGCAAACAUGUUUCCGAGGACGGGGACGAAUGGUGUUCUUGGUGGUUCGGUUCAGUCGUUAAACCCGUUAAAUGGUUUCACGACCACAGUGAGUUUGGAUUAUACCCGUAAGGCGAAUUGUUGUCCGGUUUGCUCGAGUGGUUAUGAACAAGAAUUAGCGAAAUUGAAAGAGUCGGAGAAGCAGCCCGAUGAGGUUAAGAACAGUUUACCUCAGUGGCUGCAAAACGCGAAAACGAACGAGCAGUCUCCGAUUAAGGAUAAAGAAAUUGUUUCGAAACAAAAGAUUCAAGAACUCCAGAAGAAAUGGAGCGACGAAUGCUCGCGAAUUCAUCCGAAUUAUAAUCAAGCUCCAAGAUUGGAUAGAGUUGUACCCAUGGUUAUGCCUUUGACCGGAGCGUAUAAGCCGAACAUGCUUCUAAGACAAAGUCAACCCGGUCAACAGCCACGGUUACAACCACCUAGAAGUCUUCAAGAGGCUCUGCAACCCGCCCAACAGCCACGGUUAGAGCCGCCACGAAGCCCUGUUGGCACCGAUCUGGUUCUUGGACCAAAGAAAGAUAACGACGAUUUGGCCGUUAAGGACCUUUUAGGUUGCAUCUCAUCGGAACCGCAAAAGAGUAAAUUCGCGGAUCCAACGGACACCGACUCGUUCAAGAGACUACUAAAGGGUCUGAUGAAAAAAGCUUGGUGGCAGCCCGAAGCGGCUUCCACCAUUGCGACAACCGUAACACAAUGUAAAGUAGACCCAUCAAGGGGUUGCGUGUGGCUACUGUUUGCGGGUCCCGAUCGGGUUGGAAAGAAGAAGAUGGCGUCGGUUCUCGCUGAGCAUAUAAAUGGGACCAACCCGAUUACUUUCGAGCUUGGGUUGAGACGCGACGGUGAGGAAACCGAUAUGGGAUAUCGUGGAAGAACGGUUUUGGACCGUAUCGCUGAGGCUGUCCGUACGAACCCGUUUUCCGUAAUUGUACUUUCUGACAUUGAUGAAGCGGAUAUGUUGGUUCGCGGGAGAAUAAAACAGGCCAUGGAAAGAAGUCGGCUCACGGAUUCUCACGGACGUGAAGUUAGUCUCGGGAAAGUCGUUUUUGUACUAACCGGGAAUUGGUCAACCGCCAACAUCGACGAGCAUCAAGCCGAUGAACAACGGUUGCGCUCCAUGGCAAGUUGCGAUUGGCAGUUGAAGCUAACCGUCAGCGAGAAACGGUUAAAACGGAGAGCGAAUUGGUUAUCAGGAAAAGAUAAAUCGCGGAGACAAAGGAAAGAAUCCGGAUUAGAUUUGUCGCUCGAUCUUAACCUAGCGAUAGACUAUGACGAAGAUCGAACCGACGGCUCGAUAAACUCGAGCAAUCUAACGAUUGACCAAGAAGACGAGAACCAACAAUUUGCGGUCAUGUCGGUACCUCAUGACCUCAUGGGGCAUAUCGAUGGGACGGUCGUGUUCAAACCCGUCAAUUUUGGAAACAUUCGUCGCGAGAUUGAGAAAACCGUCACGAACGCGUUCGAGACUAUAGUUGACGAGAAAAUUACGAUUGAGGUGGAAGAGGGUGCGGUGGAGAAUAUAUUGGGCGGGUUAUGGUUCGGCCGAACCAGUUUAGAGGAGUGGGCUGAACAGGUACUGAUUCCGAGCUUGCACCAGGUUAACGCACGGUUACCCACUCGAGGCGAAGACAUGAUGGUUCGGCUCGAGUCGGAUCGUGAUAAUGUUCAAGUGGGUGGUGGUGGCAACAAUUGGUUACCGAGUAUAAUUUCGGUUGUGGUUGAUGCCUGAUGGAGGCUAAUUUUGGUACUCUUGAUUUUACAUGGACUAAAUAUGUAAAUAGACCAUGGUGGGGGGAGGUAUAGUGAAACUUGUAGAAAAGUGAGGGACGUUAAUAGAUGUAAUGGAAAUGACGGUCCUCAUAUUUCUUUUCUUUUAAUUGUCGUAUAAAUAUUACAAGUAAUUAUUACCAUUUACUGUUUGAGCAAUAAGAUUUACCAAAAGAUAUUCAUUUAUUUAA
Molecule: messenger RNA, 3698 nt
Organism: Helianthus annuus (common sunflower)
Lineage: Eukaryota; Viridiplantae; Streptophyta; Magnoliopsida; Asterales; Asteraceae
Product: protein SUPPRESSOR OF MAX2 1
Exons: 3
Coding region: 413-3469 (1018 amino acids)
Molecular function (GO): ATP binding; ATP hydrolysis activity
Source: RefSeq, a predicted model, not a curated record